Molecule: messenger RNA, 15176 nt
Organism: Mytilus californianus (California mussel)
Lineage: Eukaryota; Metazoa; Mollusca; Bivalvia; Mytilida; Mytilidae
Product: dynein axonemal heavy chain 2-like
Exons: 80
Coding region: 155-13744 (4529 amino acids)
Biological process (GO): microtubule-based movement
Cellular component (GO): dynein complex
Molecular function (GO): dynein light intermediate chain binding; ATP binding; ATP hydrolysis activity
Source: RefSeq, a predicted model, not a curated record
CUUGAUUUCAUGCAGUACACUCUUGAAUAAGAGUCAGUGAUUCGUUUAAACAAAGGAAACAAAAAUCAAAUGAUUUUUGUUUUCACAUACACAUUCAAGUCACGACAACACUGGAUAAUCUAAGAAUAUAACCAGAUUAAGGAGCGGAUAAGGUAUGGAAGAAGAAAGUACGGAAACAAAAGAAAAAGGAGUUACGAGUAAGGCUUCGUCUAGAUCAGGGUCAAGGAGAAGUUCUAAAGCUGGACUUUCUAGUUCAAAAAGAAGUUCACCAAAAACAAAGAAGAGAACUACAUCACCUAAAACCAAGUCGUCCAAAGGUGUUGUGAAUGAGCCGGAUACUCCAGAGGAGAUAACCACUCCUGAGGGGGCAGAUGGAGGAGUUCCAGAGAUACAGCCACCCAUUGUGGCAAAAAAGGUGCAAACACCCCAGAAGCCAUCCGUGGUACAAAUGUUGAAGGAGAGAAUUAUGGUUACAAACUUAAAACCAUCUAUGUGGGAAGAAUCCCAUAAUUAUGCUAUGGAGAAAUUUAUAGAAGACCCAGGAUUACAGCUGAUGAUAGCUUAUAUGGACCAGUACAGAGGAUUUGUUAUAGAAUUUACCAUCCCAGGAUAUCCAAUAGAACAAAUGACAUACUUCAUUAAAUGUCAAUUUGUAACAAAGUUAACGGCAGAAAAUUUCCACAAGAUUUUUCGGUAUGGGUCACUUCAAGGACAACAUAUACAGAGUUUGUUAAGACUGAUGGAUGGAUUCUUUGCACCAGCUUUCUUUGAGAAUACUUCAUGGCCAGAUAGUAUACAGAAUGAGUUUGCCUCACACUUACAUAGAUUCCUAGCCAAGUUAACAGACACGAGAUGGAGAUUGGCUGAUAAAACUGUCCUGUAUGUACCAAUGGAGGGCCUUAAAACAUCUUCAGAGGAGGCAGCUAGAAAGACAGAAUAUAUACAGAGGUUGGAAGCUGCCAUGAUUCACUGGAUCAGACAAAUCAAGGAAGUUCUUGCUACCCAGAAUGCCUAUGAAAUUGUCGAGAACACUGGUCCCCUGCAUGAGAUAGAAUUCUGGAACAGAAGAUGUACCAACUUAACUGGUAUCAGUAAACAACUGGACAAGUCUGGUGUUAAGAAGGUUACAGAAAUUUUAACAUUUUCAAAAUCAUCAUAUAUAGAGCCAUUUCUCAAAGUAUCUGAACAGAUCAAGGAAGGAUCAAAGCAAGCAGAAAGUAAUUUGAAGUUUUUAAUGAUGCUGAAAGAUCCAUGCUAUGAGUUAUCUCAAUCCAAACCAGCAGACAUUCCUAAGUUGUUACCUAAAAUACUCCACUACAUCAGGAUCAUAUGGGUUAAUGCCCCUUACUAUACUUCAAGAGAGAGACUCACAUCAUUGUUUAAAAAGGUCAGUAAUGAGAUAAUUAGUAGAUGUAGAGCAGCUCUAGAUUUAGACAGGAUGUUUGAUGGCUAUGUACAGUCUGGUUUACUGACAUUACAACAGUGUAUUGACAGCUGUGAAGGAUGGAAAGAUCUUUAUGAAAAGACCUCCAAAAUGCAUCACAAGCUUUCUCCUGUGCCAUGGGUUCUUGAUAUGAGCAACAUUUUUGCUCAGGUAGAUGCCUUUGUUCAGAGAUGUAAAGAUUUGACUGAGGUGUGUAAUGCCCAGGUACACUUUGCCAGAAUGGAGGAUGGUAACAAGAGUGAGAUGCCACAGUUUGGUGGACAGAAAGGUCCAGAGGUAGCUAAAGGACUACUUGAAAUAGAGAAAACAUUUGAUAGGAUGCUGAGGAACCUUGGACUUGUCAAAAACAAGAUAUUGGAUGUUAAAGUGACUUCAUGGCAUGAUGAUUUUAACAGAUUUCGAGACAAUAUGAAGGAUCUAGAGGUAAUGAUGCAGAAUAUGAUGGACUCUGCAUUUGAAACUGUGAAAACAGUUGAGGGAGGUGUGGAAUUAUUGGAUAUUUUCUGUCACCUGUCACCAAGGGAGGCCAUUAAGAGGAUGAUUGAUAAGAAGACCAAGGAUGUAUUUAUAAUGUUUAAUGCAGAACUAAAUUCUGUCAAGCAGGAACUAUCUUCAAAACCAGAACUACAAAUGUCUGACCAUCCUAAAUAUGCUGGACUGGCUCUGUGGGCCAGACAUCUUAAGAAUAGAAUCCAAAGAAACAUGAAUUUGCUAUCAAAGUCCCAUUUCCUGCCAUUUACUGGGACUGGAGAAGAGGUUCGAGGUGCCUUUAUACAGUUGAAUCAGGCUUUAGAUGAGUAUAUGAGGAAAACCUUUCAUGAAUGGACCUUAAGUAUUGUUAGAGACCCAAUGAAGUUACUUGAUAUUCCCCUGAUGUGUAGAAGUACUGAGAGACCUCCAAUGUUAGAUAUCAAUUUUGAUAGGAGACUUGAGAAGAUUUUCCAGGAGGUACAUUACUGGGAGAGAUUAAAUUUUGAUAUUCCCCACUAUGUACGUAUGGCUUACAACAGAAGGGAAGAUCUCAGAAAUUUAAAAGAGCAUGUUCUCUUGGUUGUCAGAGAUUAUAACAGGAUCAUAGCAGCAUUGUCAUAUGAAGAAAGAGCCCUGUUUAGAGAGAGAAUAAGAUUCCUUGAUAAAAAGAUCCACGCUGGUUUGUCAAAACUAACUUGGGUGUCACAUGGUAUAUCAGAAUACUUUGUCUCUGAUUGUCGAAAUAAUGCCAGCAAAGUACAAGUAAUUGUUGAUGAUUACAAAGGAGCUAACACAGAGAUUGCUGAACAGUGUGUGAAAAUCAGUGAACUGUUAUUGAUCAAGAUUAUUCCGAAGAAAGUUUAUGAGAAAAUGGACUUUGAUUCUUAUCAAACCAAACACAGAGAGAUUGUUACAAAAAGAUUGACACAGAUACAUGAGAAUAUUGUCAGAACAAUGAAGAAAACCCAUGAAAUAUUCAGACUGGAUGGAAGUGAGGUACAGGUACACUGGCAUAAAUAUACAGAGAAAAUGGAUAAAAUGGUGGCAGAAGCUUUCAGACUAAAUGUGAAAUGGUCUCUACAGGAAUUGUCUAAAGCCAUAAAUGGAGAUGGCAAAAAUCCACCAAAUUCUUUGUUUAAAGUUAAAGUCCUGCUCAAGGAUAAGAAGGUUGAAUUUGAGCCUUCCCUAUCAGAACUAGCCUAUGCUGUAAGCAGUGAAUAUGGCUAUAUAACCGGUGCUUUAUCACAGAUACAGAGACUACCUAGUCUGUUGACACCAAAAGAAAGUGUAAAAGAGCCAAUCUAUGAAAUGAUAGCAAGAAGUGAAGAGGCCAGGAAGAUCCACAGUGUAAUUAAUACGGGAAUGCAGACUAAUGCCACUCACAUGCUUAACUAUAUAAAGACCUGGGACAACUAUCGUGAGAUCUGGGAAAUUGACAAGGGAAUGUUUAUACAACGCUAUCAGAACCUUGGUCCAGUUGUUUCAUCGUUUGACUCAGACAUUGCCAGAUACGAUGAAGUUGCCAAUAAUGUUGAGGCCCAUGAGACCAUAGAAAUCAUACAGUUUAUGAUGAUUGAUUGUUCUCCACUGAAGACAGCCAUCAUGAGCCACUGUCGAGAGUGGCAAACAAAAUUCACCCAACUGUUGAAGAAAAUGUCAACCACCAGUCUGAUGGAUCUUCAGGAUUAUCUAGUGGAAAAUGGAGAUAGAAUAAAUCAGCUACCCCAGACAUUAUCAGAAUUAGGUAUAAGUUUAAACUUAUGGGACAAAUUACAUAAUGAACUGGAAGAGACAGAGGAAAAGUUUGCACCACUGGCGGAACAAUUUCAGAUUCUGGAGAAAUAUCAAGUAUCUGUGGAAGAAAAGUAUCUGACCACACAAGAAAAACUAAAAGACGAGUGGAUUAUAUUCCAAGAGAGUUUGAAAGAGGCUGAAGGCAUGCUGAAGAAACAUAAGGAUAUAUUUAAAGCAGGAUUACUAGCUCAAUCUGAUGAGUUCAAGAAAAAAGUACAUUUCUUGUUAGAUAACUUUCAGAAGAAUGGACCGUUCACUAGUACUUUAGGAACAGGAGAAGCUUUAGAAAGUAUCAGUGUGGUACAGGAACAACUCAUGGCCUUCAAGAAAGCUCAACAAGAGAUAAGAGAUGGUCUUAAUAUCUUCAAAAUAGAUCAGCCACCAAAUAAAGAAAUAGCUUUUAUGGAGAAGGAUUUACAAUAUAUAGAAGAUAUCUGGUUAAUGAACAAAGAAUGGGAGACAUCGUGGGCUGAAUGGAAAGGUAACAAGUUUGAAGAUCUACAGACAGAGACCAUGGAAGCUACAGCUAUUGCUGAUCAUAAGAAACUAGUAAAGUACAGUAAACUGUUAGCAGAUAGGAAUUGGGAAGUUGUUGAGACUAGUAAAAAUCGUGUUGAUCAGUUCAGACGUACCAUGCCCCUGAUUAAUGACCUGAAAAAUACAGCCAUGAGAAAAAGACAUUGGGACAAAAUUCAGAAUGAGAUGGGGAAGGAUUUUGAUCAUAAAUCAAAUGAUUUUACUCUAGAGAAGAUUAUAGAGAUGGGAUUUGAUCAUUAUGCAGAACUAAUACAUGACAUAUCAGAGGCUGCCAACAAGGAGUUAGGCAUUGAGCAGGGACUCGAAGUAAUAGAAGCUGUAUGGAAUACAACAGAUCUUGAAAUUAUACCAUAUAAAGAUAGAGGUCACUAUAAGCUAGUGAGUGUUGAAAACGUUUUCCUUUGCUUAGAUGAAAAUCAGAUGCGGCUAUCAUCAAUGAAAGCCUCCAGAUUUAUCAAAGCUUUUGAAAUUGAUGUUGACAGAUGGGAGAAAAUUUUAUCAAAUAUAUUGGAGGUUAUAGAAAUUCUUCUACUGGUACAGAAAGAAUGGAUGUAUUUAGAGAAUAUUUUCCUUGGAGAAGAUAUACGUAAACAGCUACCAAGAGAAUCUUCUAACUUUGAUGAAGUCAAUGUGAAAUGGAAAGCUAUCAUGACCAGAAUGCAUGCUGAUAAAAAUGCAUUACGUUGUACACAUCAUCAAGGCUUGUUAGAUGAAUUGAAUGAAAUGAACAAGAAAUUAGAAAGUAUUCAGAAAUCCCUUGAGGCCUAUCUGGAAACAAAGCGUGGAGUUUUCCCAAGAUUUUACUUUAUUUCAAAUGAUGACUUGCUGGAAAUACUUGGACAGUCUAAGACACCAAACUCUGUUCAACCUCAUUUGAAGAAAUUGUUUGACAAUAUCAGUUUCCUGGACAUGAAAAAAGAGGGAAAACAUAUAAAGGCCAUAUCAAUGAACUCAGAAGAUGGAGAAAAAGUAGAGUUUAUCAAUACUGGGGUGUUUCUAGAUGGUCAAGUAGAGAACUGGUUAGGAGAUGUGGAAGCAGGUAUGGUUGAUACAUUGAUGGAAAGAUUGGUUGCUACUAAAUCUGCAUUGAAGAAAUCCAAGAAAGACAAAUGGCUGAAGGAACAUCCUGGGCAACUCUGUAUUGUUGCUAGUCAAAUACAGUGGACCAGUGAUACAGAAAAGGCCCUGAAACACGUCAGGAUUAGAGGAGACAAAAAGGCACUGAGGACAAUGAAGAAAAAACAGGUGACCUCAUUGAACAAGUACUCAGAAAUAAUACGGUCAAACUUGACAAAGAUCCAGAGACUGAAAGUUACUGCCCUUGUUACUAUAGAAGUUCAUGCUAGGGAUGUAAUAGAAAAGUUGGUAAAGUCGGGAUGUAAUGAUGAAAACGCAUUUGAGUGGCUCUGUCAUCUUAGAUAUUAUAUGGAGAAGGAUCAGACAGAUGAUGUUUGUGUCAUCAAACAGACCAAUACUGAUUUUAGAUAUGGCUGUGAAUAUCUCGACUCUAGACGUCUGGUCAUCACACCAUUGACUGACCGUUGCUACAUCACACUGACCACUGCACUACAUCUCCACAGAGGAGGCAGUCCUAAAGGUCCAGCUGGUACAGGGAAAACUGAGACUGUGAAGGAUUUAGGAAAAGCCUUAGGAAUGUAUGUGAUUGUUGUCAACUGUUCAGAAGGGCUAGAUUUCAGGUCCAUGGGAAGAAUGUUCUCUGGUUUAGCCCAGACAGGAGCAUGGGGAUGUUUUGAUGAGUUCAACCGUAUCAAUAUAGAAGUAUUGUCUGUGGUGGCACAACAGAUACUGUCAAUACUGAGUGCCCUGUCAUCAAGGGCCAAAAGAUUUACAUUUGAAAGAAGGGAAAUAACCCUCAUACCAACUUGUGGAAUAUUUAUCACAAUGAAUCCAGGUUAUGCGGGAAGAACCGAGCUUCCAGACAAUCUGAAGUCUAUGUUUCGACCUAUAGCUAUGGUUUCACCAGACUCUACACUGAUAGCAGAAAUUAUUCUGUUUGGUGAGGGUUUUAAUAACUGUAAAGGACUGGCCAGGAAAACAUACACACUCUACUCACUAGCAGAACAACAACUCUCUAAACAGGAUCAUUAUGACUUUGGAUUGAGAGCUUUGGUGUCUGUACUCAGAUAUGCUGGACCAAAACGAAGGACCUCUCCUAACCUAUCUGAUGAAGAGGUGUUAAUUUUGUCCAUGAAGGAUAUGAAUGCAGCAAAGCUAACAUCGGCUGACCUGCCAUUGUUUAAUGGAAUUAUAUCAGAUCUUUUCCCUGGGAUAGAAAUGCCAAGUGUCGAGCAUACUAUUAUGAAGAAUGCCAUUGUAGCACAACUGAAGAGUACAAGUUUGCAAGCUCAUACACAUUCCAUUAAAAAGGCAAUGCAGCUUUACGAGACAAAGUCAUCACGACACUCCGUCAUGAUAGUUGGAGGUACUCAAUCAGGGAAGACAAUAGCCUGGAAGACAUUACAGGGGGCGCUCAUAUCACUCUUUAAAAAGGGGGAUGAAAACUUCCAAAAUGUUAAGGUAUUUCCCCUGAAUGCCAAGGCUUUAUCUCUUGGAGAACUGUAUGGAGAGUUUGAGUUUAGUACCAAUGAAUGGACAGAUGGAAUAUUAUCAAGUAUUAUGAGAAAUGCUUGUACUGAUAAGAAACCAGAUGAGAGGUGGAUUUUAUUUGAUGGCCCUGUGGAUACACUAUGGAUUGAGAGUAUGAACUCUGUGAUGGAUGAUAAUAAGAUUCUGACUCUGAUUAAUGGAGAGAGAAUUUCACUUCCUGAUCAAGUGUCCUUGUUGUUUGAAGUUGGAGAUUUAUCAGUUGCCUCCCCUGCCACUGUAUCUAGAUGUGGUAUGGUGUAUGCUGAUUAUGAAGACUUAAAGUGGCUGCCAUAUGUUGAGAGUUGGCUACUUACUAAAAAGGAAAAUGAGGUAUUGGUUGAAGAACUGAAGAAAAUGUUUGAUAAGUACCUUGUAAAGAUUUUGACCUUCAAAAGGUACUACUGCCAAGAUCUGAUUUCUAUUGCUCCCAUGAAUGGAGUUAGGUCCCUUUGUAAACUGUUUGAUGCCUUAGCAACACCGGAAAAUGGUGUAGAUCAAACUGACCAAUCAGAAGAAAGCCUUGCCCGGAUAAUAGAGUUAUGGUUCUUGUUCUGUAUGAUUUGGUCUAUUGGUGCCUCUGUUGAUGAAGAUGGAAGGAAGAGAUUGGAUAAUUUUAUUCGGGAAAUUGAAGGAACUUUUCCAAAUAGAGAUACAAUUUAUGAGUAUUAUGUUGAACCAAAAGGAAAAUCUUGGAUACAUUGGGAUGAACAACUGAAAGCUGGAUGGAAAUAUGAUCCAAGUAUGCCAUUCUACAAGAUUAUUGUACCUACAGUAGAUACAGUGAGGUACCAGUACCUUGUGUCUACCUUGAUUGACUCAUUUAAUCCUGUGUUACUUGUGGGACCAGUUGGAACAGGGAAGACAUCAGUGGCAAACAAAACAUUAAGGAAGAGUGAUCAGAAGUCAAAUUCUGUCCUUACCAUCAACAUGUCUGCUCAUACCACAUCCAACCAAGUACAAGAAAUUAUAGAGAGUAGAGUAGAGAAGAGGACAAAAGGAGUGUAUGUACCGAUCGGUGGUAAGAAACUUCUUACAUUCAUGGAUGAUUUUAACAUGCCAGCCAAAGAUUCUUUUGGAUCACAGCCCCCUUUGGAGUUGAUGAGAUUGUGGUUAGAUUAUGGAUUCUGGUAUGACAGAGAGAAGCAAAUACAGAAAGAAAUCAGGGAGAUGUUCUUGAUAGCAGCAAUGGGUUCCCCUGGUGGUGGAAGACAAGUUAUCUGCCCACGUUUACAAAGUAGAUUUAAUCUGAUCAACAUGACUUUCCCUCAGGAUAAUCAGAUCCUAGUGAUCUUUGGAGGGAUGUUUAAUCAGAAAUUACAGGAAUUUGAGGAAGAUAUAAAACCAAUAGGAGAUAUUAUUACCAAGGCAACAAUAGAAGUGUAUUUUGCUGUUCAGCAGAAAUUCAAACCAACCCCUUCCAGAAUGCAUUACUUGUUUAAUCUGAGAGAUAUUUCAAAGGUGUUCCAAGGAAUGUUAAGAGCACACAAACAUGUACAUGAUACCAAGAAUGCUAUGAUCAGAUUGUGGAUACACGAAUGUUUUAGGGUAUUUUCAGACAGAUUGGUUGAUACCAAUGACUAUGAAUGUUUUGUUGCCAUAUUAACAGAAAAGUUAGCAUCUUUGUUUGAUCAGACUUUCCACAACUUAUGUCCAAAUAAACAACCUCCUGUAUUUGGUGAUUUUCUGAAUGAAGAAAGGAGAUAUGAAGACAUAACAGAUAUUGGAAAAAUUAGGGAUCACCUAAAUGGUGUUCUAAAGAUGUAUAACAACACACCAGGGGCCAUCAAUAUGGACCUAGUUAUGUUCAGGGAUGCCAUAGAACAUGUGGUAAAGAUAGUUCGAGUGAUACGUCAACCAUGUGGUAACAUGCUACUUGUGGGGAUUGGAGGAAGUGGACAUAAAAGUUUGACUAGACUGGCUUCAUUCAUGUGUGGUAUGUCAGCUUUUGAGAUUGAGAUUAGUAAACUGUACAGGAGAAAUGAAUUCAAAGAUGAUUUAAAGAGACUGUACUGGCAAACUGGAGUUCUAAACAAACCCACAGUGUUUAUUUUUAGCGACAGUCAAGUGGUAGAGGAGGAAUUCUUAGAGGAUGUUAAUAACAUCUUAAGUAGUGGAGAAAUACCAAGUUUAUAUAAUGAGGAGGAGUUUGAGGAGGUCAGAAAUGAAUUGUUAGAAGUUGCACAAAAUGAGGGAAUUGAGGAUACUCAACAAAGUGUGUUCUCAUUCCUUAUUGGACGUGUGCGAUCUAAUUUACACGUAGUUUUGUGUAUGAGCCCAGUUGGAGAACCAUUCAGAAAUCGUGUGAGAAAGUUCCCAGCUUUUGUGAACUGUACUACAAUUGACUGGUUCAGUGAAUGGCCAAUAGAUGCCCUAAAUGAAGUAGCUGACAAGUACUUACAAGAUGUUUCUCUUGACAUGGACAAAGAGGACAAGAUUAAGCCAUACUUGGUGAAGAUGUUCUCAGUGAUGCAUAAAUCUGUCACUGACCUUUCACAUAAAAUGUUAUUAGAGAUGAAACGACAUAACUAUGUUACACCUACUAACUAUCUAGAAUUUGUGACUGGAUACAAGAAGUUGUUGUAUUCCAAGAGAAAAGAAUUAGGUGACCAGGCCAACAAACUAAAGAAUGGUUUGAGUAAGAUAGACGAGACACGAGCAAAGGUGAAAAAUAUGACUGAGGAGUUAGAAGAUGCUAGAGUUAAAGUUAUUCAGUAUCAGAAAACUUGUGACGAGUACCUCAUUAAUAUUGUACAACAGAAAAGGGACGCUGAUGAACAACAGAAGACUGUAACUAUUAAAAGUGAAAGAAUAGGUGAAGAAGAGGCUAAAUGUAAACAUAUGGCUGACAUAGCUCAGCAUGAUCUGGAUGAAGCUAUGCCUGCUCUAAAGGAAGCUAUAGAGGCACUUGAUUCAUUGAACAAGAAUGAUAUAACUGAGAUCAGGUCUUAUGGUAGACCCCCAGCACAAGUGGAGAAGGUUAUGGAAGCUGUCAUGAUCCUCAGAGGCAAUGAGCCUACCUGGUCUGAAGCAAAGAAACAGCUUGGUGAUAACAAUUUCAUCAACAAAUUAGUGGCCUAUGACAAAGACAAUAUAUCAGACAAAAUGUUAAAGAAAAUCAGCAGCAAUUAUGUCAACCAGAGUGACUUUCGUCCAGAGAUCGUAGGUCGGGUAUCUUUGGCAGCCAAGUCCCUCUGUCUAUGGGUCAGAGCCAUGGAACUGUAUGGUCGUGUUUACAGGGUAGUCCAACCUAAACAACAGAGGCUGAAUGUGGCCAUGAAACAGUUGCAAGAAAAACAAGAUGCUCUUGCCGAGGCUCAACAGAAAUUGGCAGAGGUUAAAGCUAAAAUGGAGGAAUUGAAGAGAGUUUAUGAUGAGAAGUUGGAACAGAAAGAAGAUCUAAAGAGAAAGGCAGAUUAUACAGAAAUGAUGUUAGAAAGAGCUGCUAAACUUGUAGAGGGACUGGCUGAAGAAAGAGUCAGAUGGGAAGCAACUGUUCAGAAUUUGAAAGAAAAGAUAAGUACUCUACCAGGAGACUGCAUGCUAGCUGCUGCCUUCCUGUCAUACAUGGGUCCAUUCUUAUCCAACUACAGAGAGAAAGUUGUCAAAAAAUUAUGGAUUCCUCAGAUUGCCAAACUAGGAAUUCCAUGUACACCAACAUUUGAAUUCAGUGAGUUCAUGGCACGACCAACACAAGUAAGAGAAUGGAAUAUUCAAGGUUUACCAAGUGACAGCUUCUCUACAGAGAACGGUGUUAUAGUAACAACUGGUAGUAGAUGGCCACUGAUGGUGGAUCCUCAAGGACAGGCAAUCAAAUGGAUCAAGAACAAAGAAGCAGAAAUGGGAUUAAAAGUGAUAGAUUUUCAGCAGGCAGACUAUAUGAAAUAUCUAGAGAGUGGGAUACACUUUGGAACACCUGUUUUACUACAAAAUGUCCGAGAAAAACUGGAGCCAUCACUGGAUCCUAUACUAAACAAAUCAUUGAUUAAAAAAGGUGGUGUCACUUGUAUUAAAGUUGGUGAUAAAGAGAUAGAGUACAACUCUGAUUUCAGAUUCUACAUCACAACAAAACUUGGUAACCCCCACUAUAUGCCAGAUAUAUCUACCAAAACUACCAUUGUCAACUUUGCUGUUAAAGAGCAAGGAUUACAAGCUCAGUUUCUUGGUAUUGUGGUAAAGAAAGAGAAAGCAGAACUAGAGGAAACUAAAGAUCAACUUGUGAAAAGUAUUGCCAGUGGAAAGAAAAAGUUAGAAGAAUGUGAAGAUGAAAUUCUCAGACUUUUAAAUGAGACGAAAGGGUCUUUAUUAGACGAUGAACAGUUAGUUAACACAUUACAGACAUCUAAAAUGACUUCACAGGAGGUGUCAGAGAAACUCCAGAUAUCUGAACAAACUGAACAUAAAAUUGAUGCUGCUAGAGAGGGCUACAGAUCAUGUGCCCAGAGAGCGGCUAUUUUGUUUUUUGUCUUGAACGACAUGGGACUGAUUGAUCCAAUGUACCAGUUUUCUUUGGAUUCCUACAUUGAAUUAUUCUUACAGUCAAUAGACAGAAGCCAGAAAAGUCAAAAGCUUGAUGAAAGAAUUGUCAAUUUAAAUGAAUACCACACUUAUGCUGUUUACAAAUAUGCCUGUAGAGGAUUGUUUGAGAGACACAAACUGCUAAUGUCAUUUCAAAUGUGUGUGAAGAUUUUAGAAGCAGCUAAUAAAAUCAACAUGGAUGAGUACAGUUUUUUCCUUCAUGGUGGCAUUGUUAUAGAUAGGGACAGUCAAAUAGAUAAUCCUUGCUCUAACUGGUUAUCAGACACAGCCUGGGAUAACAUUACAGAGUUAGACAAACUUACUAACUUCCAUGGAGUUAUUACAUCCUUUGAACAAUAUCCAAAAGAUUGGCACACAUGGUACUCUUCUGCAGAACCUGAAAUAUCACCCCUACCUGGAGAAUGGGACAAUGCAUGUAAUGAAUUACAGAAAAUGUUAUUUGUUCGAUCCUUGAGACCAGACCGUGUGUCAUUCUGUUGUACAACAUUUAUUUUGAACCAUCUUGGUGUAAAGUUCACGGAGCCACCAGCCCUAGAUAUGUCCCAAGUUAUUGAAGAUUGUAAUUGCAAAACUCCGCUGAUAUUCGUUCUGUCUCAUGGGGCAGACCCAACAAAUCACCUUCUACAGCUUGCUGAAUCUAAAGGUCUAGCCAACAACUUCAAUGCCCUGUCUUUAGGACAAGGUCAAGCUCCGAUAGCAACCAGACUCAUCAAGGAAGGAAUUCGUGAGGGUAACUGGGUAUUUUUAGCUAACUGCCACCUAUCACUCAGCUGGAUGCCACAUCUCCAUAAGAUUAUAGAACAAUUCCAGACCCAGAAACCAGAGCCACAUCCAGAAUUCAGACUGUGGCUUAGUAGUAGUCCACAUCCAGAUUUCCCUAUAACCAUCCUACAGACUAGCCUUAAAAUGACAACAGAACCUCCUAAGGGUCUGAAAGCUAACUUGAAGAGAUUGUACACUAACAUUUCUGAAUCCCAGUUCCAGAGAUGUCCAAAACAAGACAAGUAUAAAAAGUUACUGUUUUCUCUGUGUUACUUCCAUUCCUUACUGUUAGAGAGAAAGAAGUUCCUCAUGCUGGGAUGGAAUAUUCUGUACGAGUUCAAUGAUUCCGAUUUUGAGGUAUCAGAGAACUUGAUGUGUAUAUAUCUAGAUCAUUAUGAGGAAACACCCUGGGAGGCAAUGAAAUUUUUAGUCGCUGGUAUAGUGUAUGGAGGUCAUGUAACCGAUGACUGGGAUCGACGCCUGUUGAUGACAUAUAUAAAUGAUUAUUUCCAAGAUGGAGUCAUAAGUACAUUAUUUUACCAACUGUCAUCUUUGCCAACUUAUUACAUACCUAAAGAUGGUCCUUUAGCUGUGUACAGAGAGUAUGUCAGUAUGUUACCAAGUGUGGAUCAUCCUGAGGCCUUUGGACAACAUUCUAAUGCUGACAUACAGUCACAGAUACAGGAAACUAAGAUGAUGUUUGCUACAUUGCUGAGUCUACAGCCCACGGUGUCCCUUGUAGGGAGUGGAGAAAGCAGAGAGGACAAGGUAUUAAACCUAGCUGCCAAUAUCUGUAAACAGAUCCCAGAUGAUAUAGACUAUGAAGGAACAGUAAAGAUUCUAGAGAUGGAUCACCGACCAAUCAACAUUGUAUUAUUACAGGAAAUUGAGAGAUACAAUACUUUAAUGGGAAUAAUAAGAACAGCAUUGACAAAUUUAGAGAAAGGAAUUCAAGGCUUAGUUGUCAUGACAAUGGAAUUAGAGAAUACAUUCCAGUGUAUAUUUGAUGGUAGAGUUCCACCCACUUGGCUAAAGGCUUACCCAUCACUUAAGCCGUUAGCUUCAUGGACCAGAGACCUUGUUGCCAGGGUAGAACAGUUUUCAAAAUGGUCCAAGAGAGCAAAUCCCCCAUUUAUAUACUGGAUACCAGGCUUUACUUUGCCUACUGGUUUCCUGACUGCUGUACUACAAACAUCAGCCAGACAAAACAAUGUGUCUAUUGAUACUUUGUCAUGGGAGUUCAGCAUUAUGACGGUCAGUGAUGAAAACAUUAUAGGACCACCAAAGGAUGGUGUCUAUGUGAAAGGUUUAUUCCUACAAGGAGCAGGUUGGGACAUGAAGAAUUCUUGUUUAGUAGAAGCCAAGCCUAUGGAGUUGGUAUGCCCUGUACCAACCAUUCAUUUCAAACCUGUGGAAAACAAGAAAAAGUCAGCAAAAGGAAUAUAUACAUGUCCAUGUUAUUACUACCCCAACAGAGCAGGGAGUGGAGAGAGGUCAUCCUUUAUUGUAGGGGUGGAUAUGAAAGCAGGAGAAAAAUCCCCUGAUCAUUGGGUAAAGAGAGGAACAGCUUUACUGAUGAGUUUAGACUAUUAAACAGAGUCACCAUAAAUAUACAGAUAAAAACUUAUUACUAAAAUUUAUUAGAGCCAUCUCUACACUGAAUCUAUGUAAAAUAUAAAAAAAAAUCAUAUAACAAGAAGUAACUGAUACAAUUUUACUGUUGUAAACUUAAGUUUGUGUCAUAUUAUAUAUUGGAACUAUUUAGUGCUUUUUAUGGACUGAAUUUAUUGUAUGUUUUUCUCAGCACUUUUCUUAUUCCAUUGAUCAAGAUAAUAAAGGAAUAGUUUUGAACUAUUUUUUCAUGUCAGAAUUAAAGUAGCCUUUUAUUUAUUUUAAAUGUGUCAUGAUUCUUGGUUAUUUAUGGCUAAAUUGACAUGUUAUAGGCACUUAUCUAUGAUUGAAUUCGUAUCAUAAUGUUUGGAUAUCUUUUUCAUUGGUAAUAGCUUAUGAAUAAUGGUUUGCAGUUGCAGUCUGAUUAACAUUUACUUCACAUAUUUUAAUCACAAUUUAUUUGCAUGACAUUUAAAAACUUAAUUACUAUUUUUAGAUUUUCUGUAAAAUAAAUAAUCAAGGGAAGAUGACAUGUUAGAUUUGUUAAACUUGAAAAUAAGGGAACUCAUUUCUGGAAAUGCAUGAUUAAUUGAAUUUGAAAGAUAAGGAAUAUUUUUUGUAAAAAUUAUCAUUAUUAUGAUAACCAAUUUCUUUCUUCAGGUAAUACAAGAAAUUAACCAGCUUGAUGUUUUUUCUCGCAAAUUUAUAUACUUGAACCUAUUAUUAUUGCAAAGGAAAUAAAAAUUUUCCCAGUUGGUGUUUAAAUUUUUGCAAAUUGAACUGUCACUUUAAAUAACUACAAUUUGUUCUCUGUGGUGUUCAUUCAAUGGGAACUUUGAAAAACAAAUCAUUCAUUAAGUGUAAAUUUUCAUUGAGUUGACUCCACAGAGAAUAAUAGCUACAGUUCACUUUGCCAAAAUGUAAAUGGCCAGGAAGACAACAACUGAUUCUGGGGAAAGCUUUUAUUUCCUUCGCAAUAAUCAAAUCCUGAAAGUGAGGACACUUAAUUGGGUUAGAUUCUGUUUUAUCAUAUUGUAAGUCCCCAAAAUAUAUAAUAAUGUCCUAAUAAAAAAAGAACACAUGUAUUAGUGUUAUGUGUAAGGCUAUAUCAUGUAGUCAUGCAAAUGUUAACAGCAAUAAUAUAAUUGAAUAUAAGCCAGUGUGGAAUUAUGUUAAGUCAGGUUCACAAAAUACUGAUAACUUGUGCAAAAAUUCUGUUUGUGUUUGCUUUUAAGUAUUUAUAUAAUAAAUAUUGUAAUGACAUAUGUCUUUAUUGGAAUUAUAUUUUUUUUUUUUUUUUUUUUAUUUUUAUAUGUUAAAUGAAUUGAUUUUUUAAUUGUACUCUGUGAGAGAAUAUUUUGUAUGUAUUUGCAUUCAUAUUCAUUAAAACACAUUAAACGCUAGUUAAAUAUAA